CUCCCUCGUAGUGAACAUCAAGCUCAAGGGCGUGGUGCAGACUGAGUGACUUCCAUCUCAAGUUGAAGAUGCCGCUUAAGUAGUGUGUUCCUCAUCUUCUAGCAACUAUGGAUCAUAGUGAUCGCCAAGAAGAACGAAUGCGGCUCAACUUCGCCGCCAAGACGCGGACUUUCUUACGUUCGUGUUUGAGACAGAUAACGCUAAAAAACAUACCACUGCCAAAGAAUGAUCCAAAAAAGUGUUCCGCUUCGGGUCGUCGCAGCAUCGCUACAAAUAUCGCCAAGAACUUCGGUCUACUUGAAUUUCGGUCUCAUAGUCGGCGGGGGUAGGGUCGUCGUUCCGGGUUACAACUGUGUUGUGUUGAUCAAUCGCGGCACACUAUAAAUAAUCCUGCACCUCCAAAAUAAGUACUCGCGCGACUCAUGUGGGAUAGUAGCUGGGGAUACAGUUACAACAGGGACCUACUCGUGAUGUUGAAGCAUCAUCCUCCUGUUUCAGAAGAACAUACAGCUGAGAAUUAUCUGGCUCUUGCUUUUAGUUCAUCUUGUUGUAUGUACGUUCGCAGAAGACCACUACAACCGCACUUGUUGCAAAACUACCUCUGCUACCAUCCUUAGGAUUUUUAGAUUGUUUGUCGGGAAGAUUCAGCAAUGUUUGGGUCAAUGACCAAAAAUGGUAAUCCAUCUUCAAAGCCAGACCCUUUGAUGUUCGCGUUUUUUUGAACUUGAGACUUGUACGAACAAGCAGUGGGGUAGUAGUAAAAACACCAUCCUGACAAGAAUGGCCGACGAAAAAAAGACGGACGAUCGUUUGAAGCCGCCGCGGCCGACGCUCAAGGUCUUCCGCGAAUCCGGGGGUGCGGUAGAGCGGGGGUUUCAGGUCCCCGGGGCAUUUAAUGUCACGGUGCUCGCGGAAAAGGAGAAACCAGACAGGUCGAAGCCGCACACAGUAUCCUAUUUGAACAAUAAACGUAAUAAAUCACCUCCGCAACUGGCUCCACCGCGACGUCCGCCAACGACCCAGAUUUGUUAAACUCUAAAAAUAUCGGUAUCGUGGUGCACCAGCAUGAUAGACAUGGUAUUCUGUCAAGACAAAAAUACUCAACGUCUUAAGUAUAACCUGCAACUCAUUAGCCUUCUCGUCUCCAAGAGUGCAAUAAGUUGUUAGGGGUGCCGCGCGCUCGCACACCGUCAAAAACACUAAGCAACAGCGCGCGAUCGAUAAACUUCUAAAGCGAAAGUGAAGCCUCGAUGGAGAUGUUGGAGUUGGUAAUCGUGGUGAUUUAGAAAAUUUGCAUAGGAUACACGGACCGGAUUUUCGAAAUGCUGAAGGACAUGAACGAGAGGGAUAAGUAUUUUUUCUCAUUUUUUGUCUACAUUAUUGCUCCUGCUAAGCUCGCAUGACAAAAGCCACACGUACUAUUCCAACGGGGUGCAUGACAAACCAAAUCCACAACGCAAACAGCUACUUCCUCGGCGAGCCCCGGUCCGCUUUUGUGAAAACGCGCACCAUAUGCAUCGCAAAUGAUGUGUCUGGAUUUAGAAGAACACUUCAUGAACUUGUCAUGCUAGGUCCGGAUCUACUUCGUCUCGUGCAAAAUCAAAAUCAAAAAUCUGUAUUGCGCGAUUGCCAAAAGGCUGAUGAUGAUGAUGAUGAUGAUGAUGGUCGUGGUUGCCAGAUAAAGUUGCGCACUUUUAUUGGCCAAGUUGUGAGGAAGAGGAAGUGGCUUCAUGCUAAAUUGGCAUGAGAGAUAGAAGAAGAGAUAUGGCAGUAGAAUCUGUCAUGCUAGGUCCUCCUGCAUGUUGCCAGAGGACCUCAUGAGCCGCGGUCAUGGAAAAUCAUCUGCAUGGUAACAAGUCUUACGAUCUUCCAGACCCAGACAUAUUUAAAGUGAAUACACCGACUACGACCCAGCAAGGACCCAUCUGACCGAGCAAAUGCCCGUCUUGGAAAAGCAUCGAGCAAUCGUUGCAGAGGAGGGGGAGGCGCAUAAGACGUGCCAAAAUCCGGUCCUGAAUACCAUGGACAAGGCAAGAGCGGAACAGAUGGUACUGUGUGUUUCUUGUUUUUGUGGUUCUCCUUCGUGAUGCUUACUGAUGUCCACCGCGCAUGACAAAUUGCAUUUCUCUUGUAUUUUCUGCAAUACAACAAUCAAAAGCAAAAGCCCGGCUGAUCAUGCUGAUGCAAAUUAUACAAUCAGACCCUGAACACGCUUUCCACCUUCGAGCUGUCUCCGACGAGUUAUGAAAGUGCACAACAAGUCCGCGUCCGCCCCCUCCCCCUCAUUGUCAUUGAUUUGUAUUGCAUGAACAGCAACACAAGCGUCAGGGUCGGCAAGAAUACAGGUUUUGCAUGA
Messenger RNA from Amoebophrya sp. A120, 2356 nucleotides. Lineage: Eukaryota; Dinophyceae; Syndiniales; Amoebophryaceae. The record is from the annotation of a GenBank genome assembly.